Messenger RNA from Anisakis simplex (herring worm), 1332 nucleotides. The record is from the annotation of a GenBank genome assembly. Lineage: Eukaryota; Metazoa; Nematoda; Chromadorea; Rhabditida; Anisakidae.
AUGGCUACGGUCGUAAGUUUUCCGAAAUCCGAAUGCCGUAUCUGGUCAAUAAAUCUUUUCUUUGGUACGUGUACACUCUACGCUUCUCGUGUUGCGUUACCGCUUUGUGCAACAGCCGUCGCUCAUGAGUAUUCGUGGAACAAGAAUGACGCGGGUACUGUUUUAUCGUGCUUUUUUUGGGGCUAUGCAUGUACACAGUUGUUUGCUGGUGCAGUUGCAGAUCGGUUUGGUGGUGAGAGGGUAUUACGUAUAACAACACUAAUAUGGGCACUACUCACUUUCUUCACACCACAACUCUUUGAUCUCUCAUUUACAACACGCACUCCUCUUUUGUUUGUGAUCAUCGUUCGGGUUCUUACUGGAGUUGGACAGGGUUUUCAUUUGCCAUCCAUGGCAUCAUUAACAUCUCGGCAUCUAACAGCCUCUGAUAAAGGUCGCGUAUUCGGUGUUUGUUUAGCGGGAUCACAUUUUGGAACCGUAGUAGCAGGUGGUGUUGGAUCGAUAUUACUGGAAACAUUUGGAUGGAGGGCUUUAUUCCAGUUUGUCGGUAUUAUAUCGUUAAUUUGGUGGGUGAUAUUCCGUGAAAUGACCACGCCACACUCGAGUCGUGUGAGAACACUGUCUUUUGGACAUGCCGAUCGGGUGCAACCAACGGACGAUUCAGACAUACCGUUAACAAAUAUUUUACGCAAGUCAAUUUCCACACCAAGCACCGGCUCCACUGCUGGUGUUCCAUGGAUGAAGCUUUUCACCCAUCCAGCUUUUUGGGCGGCAGCAGUAGCGCAGUAUUGUGGUGCGAAUGCAUACUAUACGAUGUUCAGUUGGUUACCGUCAUAUUUUUCGGAUAACUUUCCGAAUGCAAAAGGAGUCGUUUAUAAUGUUGUGCCAUCCACUGCAAUUGUGUUCACUUCGUUUCUUGCGCCCUUCAUGGCAACACGAUUGUUCAAUAAAAUUCAUUCGCUAACGUAUACGCGACGAAUUAUGGAAGGCGUCUCGUUGGCAUCGAUGGCUUUGUGUUUAUUCCUCGUUACUUGGUCAUCACAGUUUUCUUCGUCGUUACUUUUGUUCACGCUUGCAAUGGCCGCACGAGGUUUACAUCACGGGGGCGUUUGUGUGAAUCCGUGCGACUUAGCACCGCAGCAUACGGGCGCUGUUUUCGGUAUAUUCAAUUCCUUCUCAUCCGUCACUGGUUUCAUUGGUGUUUAUGUUGCUGGAUAUAUUCUUCACGAAACCGAAAACAAUUGGUCAUACGUCUUUGUUUUCGCGUCAGCACAGUGCGUUCUUGGUUCAGUGGUUUAUUCACUCUUGGGCAUAGCGACACGAAUAAUUUAA